AUGCGCUUGGGGGCGGUCACGAUUUUAUCUUUCUCUGCUGCACUUGCUCCGUCGACGAAAGCUGCGCCGGCAGGUGAUAAUACGGAACACAAGCUGAACAUUGUCAGAACAACAGCCCAUAAUGGUAUCACAGUGGACUGGAUCACCCGUGAAUCUCAGGGCAGGACUUACACGCCCCCUUCACGGCCUCCAUCAGGAGCACGACCUCGAGUACCUGGUGCGCAUCAGGCGAAAGUUCGUCGCGAGUUCCAAGGUCCCACGGGAACUGUACCUAUUGCCCGAAUCAACGAGGAGAUUCCCAUGAAGCAACUGCCUCCUUGUAUCUCGGCCGAUGGGUUGAACGCCACCAAGAUCCAAGCCCGUGGUGGUGCAGCUGGCAAGCAUUGGUAUGCCUCCUCAUCACAACGAAGUCGAAACCACGGCGGCGGCGCCUUCAUAUCCACCCACAAGCCGUUCAUCGAGCGACAGCGAGACUUCUCGCUUUUGCAAAUCGCCGUUAUCCAUGAUGCUGCUGACCAGCCCAACGGUGCUGCGCGAAGAAGGCAAACCGUCGAAGCAGGGUGGCAGUACUAUCCUCCUUUUCACAAAGAUGGUCCCCUCCUUUUCACUUUCUUUAGCACAGAUGGACAUCAGAGCCAGACCGACUUGGUGGGCGGCUACAACACAAAGGUGAAGGGCUGGUAUCAACACGACAAAGACAUCCACCCGGGCAUGCCUCUGUCGCAGUUUUCUGUUGAUGGGGGUGACCAGCAGGAAAUCGAAAUCAUGUUCAUGCUCAGUGAGGAAUGCUGGUGGCUUUACACGCUGGACCGCUACGUUGGCUGCUACCCUACCUCGCUGUUCCAUCCCAAGGGCGUGGAUGCCCGGAAUACUUUGGCCACUGGGGCAACUUCUGUCUCCUUGUACGGCGAGAUCUUCAAUAGUGGUGAGCAGGUCACAACCACUGAUAUGGGCAGCGGGCAUCCCGCCGGAGAAGGUUGGCAGCACGCUGCGUACAUGAGGAAGAUGACAUGGCUCGAUGUCGAUGGGAACACGACGCACCACUGGGACGGGACUUCUGAGGUGGAUGAUCCUGCUCGAUAUUCCAUCGACGCCAAGUUCAAGUCGGGGAUUAAGGAUUGGGACAGCUUUAUGUUCCUGGGUGGGCCAGGGGCUGGUGGCAGAAUUGGCGGUUAA
Molecule: messenger RNA, 1176 nt
Organism: Pochonia chlamydosporia 170
Lineage: Eukaryota; Fungi; Ascomycota; Sordariomycetes; Hypocreales; Clavicipitaceae
Product: glucoamylase
Exons: 1
Coding region: 1-1176 (391 amino acids)
Source: RefSeq, a predicted model, not a curated record